Macadamia integrifolia is the source of this 465-nucleotide messenger RNA. RefSeq names its product putative B3 domain-containing protein At1g78640. Gene Ontology annotation, molecular function: DNA binding. The record is from RefSeq and is a predicted model, not a curated record. NCBI's taxonomy places the organism in Eukaryota, Viridiplantae, Streptophyta, Magnoliopsida, Proteales, Proteaceae. The transcript has a single exon. Bases 1 to 465 code for a protein of 154 amino acids.
AUGAGGCCAACUACUUUCUACAACUUCUUCAACCCAGAAGCUCCACCACAAAUAGUGAACAUUAGAACGGACCACGGUGGUCUUCAAUUAAGGGAUCUCAUGAGACAAUGGCCAGUGAAGAAGGUUUUAACUUCAAGAGACAUACAUUAUAGUCAAGUCGUAAUGCCAAGAGACCAAGUGGAAGAUUAUAUCCUCCCUCAGUUACUUCCUAAUGAACAAAACUCCGUUAACCGCGGCGAACAGUUGCCGAUCACUGUGAGAGAUCUGGACACCUUAACGGAGUAUCGUCUGUGUUUGUGGGAGAAUGGAUCUUCCUAUGUUCUUACUAGUGGAUGGAGCUCUUCUUUUGUGAGGCGUAGAGCACUUGAGAUUGGUGAAGAAGUUGGUUUCUGUUGGGAUCCUAGACUUCGUUUGCUUCGUUUUUCUGUGCUAAGUCGCCCACCUGUUUCUCCUCCUCGUGAGUAG